Molecule: messenger RNA, 1419 nt
Organism: Bombina bombina (fire-bellied toad)
Lineage: Eukaryota; Metazoa; Chordata; Amphibia; Anura; Bombinatoridae
Gene: HEBP2
Product: heme binding protein 2
Exons: 5
Coding region: 155-727 (190 amino acids)
Cellular component (GO): cytoplasm
Source: RefSeq, a predicted model, not a curated record
UGAGUAGGCUACUAUUACACCAGUUACAAAACCACUGGUUAUCUAACUAGACGCUCAUGUAACGGCCGCUCAAAAACAAAACAGCUCACAGCAUAUAAAAGCUGAAUACAACCACCAGCAAGACAUCUACACGAUACAGAACUCCCUUGGAAUAAUGCUGAAGACAGUGAAACAAGCUUUGUUCUCAACUGGCCUGGAAUUACCAAAGUGGACAACUUUGGGAAAUGAGGGUGCAGAAUAUGAGACUAGGCAAUAUGAACCUACAAAAUGGGUGAGCACUAACCUGCUUUCUAUGAAAGACUGGGACUCAGCAGUUGGUACUGGCUUUAUGCGUCUGUUCAACUAUAUCCAAGGAAAUAAUGACAAAAAAGUGAAGAUUGACAUGACAGCGCCUGUAACAACCUAUGUAAAUCCCGGAGCAGGGCCUGCCUGUGAGUCUACUAUUACUGUUUCAUUCUAUGUUCCUCCUGAACACCAGAAAGACCCACCAAAACCAACUGAUGACAACGUCUUUAUUGAAGAACGAGCACAAGUGACUGUUUACGUUAGGUCUUUUACAGGCUUUACAAAUGCAGCAAAGAACCAAGAACAACUCCUACAACUGUCAGAAAUUUUAAAACGUGACGGGAAAUCGUUUGAUGAGAACGCCUACUACACAGCUGGCUACGACAGUCCCUUUAAACUAUUUAAAAGACACAAUGAGGUGUGGUUAGUGGCAAAAGAAUGACACACUGAAGCACGAAACAAGAUAACAAUUGUUUACAUUUAAAAAAAAUAAAAAAUAAAAAAAUAACAUCCUUAAUACAAUUUAAAGGAAUAUUAUACUCAGUUUACUCCUGUAUAUGAAAAAGCAGCAGAUACACCUUUUUUUCAUGGGAAAAGAAAGCAUUACAAGGGAAGUAUAACUCAAAUGGUUCUAUCCUGUAUAUAAAAGAGUAGAAGUUCAACAAUAAAAAUCUUUUUUUGCAUUAAUAAGGUUAAGGGAAAAAAAUAAAAUAAAAUUAAGAAUGAUUGUGAUUUGAGACUAUGUCGCUUGCUGGCUAUUUGGGAAAACUACAGCAUGAAAAGUUAGUUUUAUUCAGCUCAUGAAGAUCAGUUUUUGGAAAAAAACAAAGCACUGUAAUACAUUACAGAAACAUUCUCUUUCAGAUGCAACAGAGAGAAUGUUUUAGUACCAUGUUUUUUUUAAGAAUUUUUGAGGAAUCAACUACAGUACCCUCUAACAAAAGAACCUAAAACACUUGCUAUUUGCCUUAUUUUCUUCUCAGACUGUUCUGUUUUGCUGACUGCUGAAAUGAGAGGUGCUCUAUAACUGUAUAAAUAUUAUUGUUUGCAUUUUAUGUAUUAAAUGUUAACAUAUAUGUAAUUAUUUCUAUUUAAUGAAUAAAUACAGAAAUCUGUUACAUUUCUUUCUCUUUA